CCCAUUUCCCCCCCCGGAAGGGCCCGGCCCGGCCCCACAGGCACCGCUGGCGGCAAUGAGUGAAACGCUGCUGUGCAGUGCCCGUGCUACGGUGCUGCAGUACGAUGAGGCCCAGAAGCAGUGGGUGGCGGCGGGGGGGGGGCCCAACACCCCCAGCUGUGUGCAGCUCUACCACCACCAGGGGAACGGCUCCUACCGCCUCGUGGGGAGGAAAAUGCAGCCGGAUCAGCAGGUGGUUCUGAACUGCCCCCUGGGGAGGGGGCUCCGGUACAGCCAGGCCACCCCCCAGUUCCAUCAAUGGAGGGGGGGGGCGGGGGGGGGUUUGGGGGCUGAGUUUUGGGGCCCCCCCCGAAGCGGCCGCCUUCGCUGCUGCCGUCACCAAAGCACUGCGGGCAUUGGAGGAUGGGCCGUCGCAGACCCGGAUGGAACCAGAAGGAGGGGCCACCCCAGAGGAAGGGGGGGGGGCAGAGAGGCAGGAGGAGCCUGAGCGACGCAUGGGGCCUUCAGGUGCCCCCACGGCGGCCCCCCCCCCCCCCACCAGGACCACCCCCACCUCCUGGCCCCCCCCCACCCAGUGGGGGGGUCCCACCUGCCCCCCCCUUACCUGGAGGUGCUGCUGCUGGGGGGGGGUCCGGGGGGGCCUUUGCUGCUGCCAUUGCGGGGGCGAAGCUCAGGAAAGUGGGGAAGGACGAAGCCCCCCCCACCAAUGCCCCCCCCAAAGCUGGGGGUGGGGGGGGGCUGAUGGAGGAGAUGAACGCCAUGUUGGCCCGCAGGAGAAAAGCCACACUGCAGCCAAAAAGGGACGAGGAUGCUCCUCUCGAUGAUGCAGAGCCGGGCACAAAGACGCAGGAGCCUGUGAGGAGGCCAUGGGAGAAGGGGAGCAGCACUCUGCCCAGGAUGAAAUCAGCCCCCCAUGCUGAGCCCCCCCCCAGUGGUGCUGAGGAGCCCGACCUGGAGCGACUCAAACAGGAGCUGCUGGAGGAGGUGCGGAGGGAGCUGCAGAAGAUGAAGGAGGAGAUCGUGGAGGCAUUUGUGAUGGAGCUGCGGAAGCGUGGAGCCCCCUAAAUCCCCCCCCCCAACCACACUUUGCACUGUGUCCCCCCCCCAUCACGCACACACACAAAGUGGGGGGGAGGGGCCCAGGUUUGAACCCCCCCCCCUCCCCCCUUCCACACACCUACAAACAAAGGCUGUGCCUUAAAGCGGCCGAUGCUGUUUUGGGGGGGGGUGGUAAAGGGGUGCUUGGGCCAACCCCCCCUCCCCCACUCACACUGUGCCCCCCCCGGUUUGUUUUGUACCACUUUGGAGCUAUUUUAUGUCACUUUGGUCAAAAAGAAAUGAAUUUGGGGGGAUGGGGGGGGGGGGUUGGUUGUCACCCCUCCCCCCCCCUUAUCAUCCCAAAUAAAGACUCUUUCUUAUGGGA
This is a messenger RNA of Gallus gallus (chicken), 1423 nucleotides long. RefSeq names its product vasodilator-stimulated phosphoprotein (gene VASP). Gene Ontology annotation, molecular function: SH3 domain binding; profilin binding. Bases 403 to 1065 code for a protein of 220 amino acids. The record is from RefSeq and is a predicted model, not a curated record. Gene Ontology annotation, biological process: axon guidance; actin cytoskeleton organization; positive regulation of actin filament polymerization. The transcript has 13 exons. NCBI's taxonomy places the organism in Eukaryota, Metazoa, Chordata, Aves, Galliformes, Phasianidae.